Molecule: messenger RNA, 1168 nt
Organism: Papilio machaon (common yellow swallowtail)
Lineage: Eukaryota; Metazoa; Arthropoda; Insecta; Lepidoptera; Papilionidae
Exons: 2
Coding region: 303-983 (226 amino acids)
Source: RefSeq, a predicted model, not a curated record
UAUAGAGUAGAUGUAGAACGCGAGUAGUAGAUUUUGCAUAGUAAAAUUACGGGAGUCUCUUAAUUACCUAUUAACAACUCUGAAUACAUGGUUGCAUUUUGUCACCAAUGCUGUUUAAUUUGGACUCGGAGGCAAUAAUGUCAGAGGCACUGCAUAAUUUGGACUGUGGAAUAAAAAUUAAUGGACGCAACAUUAACAAUCUGAGAUACGCCGACGACACAGUACUUAUAGCAUCCUCCCUUCAAGAUCUGCAGAAAAUAGUUGACCGGGUAAAUGUGUGCAGUGAAAAAACGGGUCUUUAAAUGGACGUCGCGAAAACGAAGCUCAUGGUUGUAUCGAGAAAAGAAGUGAUUGACGACUGCAUAUAUAUAGCGGGCCAAAAGCUGGAGAGGGUGCGGAAAUAUAAAUAUUUGGGUACGUGGUUAAACGAAACUUGGGACAGCGAUCAAGAAGUCAAGACCCGUAUCGAAAUAGCACGCAAUGCAUUUGAAAAAUUGCGUAAAAUUUUCUGCUCUCGCAGCCUUAAAAUAUCUUUGCGCAUUCGACUCCUAAAGUGUUACAUCUGGUCCAUCCUUCUCUACGGAUGCGAGGCUUGGACUAUAAAAGAAAACCUCAGGAAAGGUAUUGAAGCGUUCGAGAUAUGGGCCUAUAGACGGAUGUUGGCCAUAAGCUGGACUCACAAAGUAUCAAACGAAGAGGUUCUGCGACGGGUUAAUCAAAAACGGGAACUUUUGCAGACCAUCAAGAUGAGAAAAGUAUCUUACCUCGGCCACGUGUUCAGGCACGACAGAUACGAACUCCUCCAACUCAUCUUGAUGGGAAAAGUCCCCGGUAAAAAGAGUGUUGGUCGCAGAAACGAACAGAAAGAAAGGUGUGUGUUGCGCAACAUCCGAGAGUGGACAGGGGUUACGAGUGCCACCCAACUGUUUCGCCUCGCAAGAGACAAAAUAAAAUAUGGAGAACUGAUCGCCAACCUUCGCUAGUCGAAGAGGCACAUCAAAACGAAGAAUGGUUCCUAAGGAAGAUGAAUCUAAGGGUUUCCUUAAGUAACUAUUAAACACGGUCGUUACUAUCGUAUUUGUAGUGGAGUUGUGGUAAACCAUAACUCCUACUACUAACUACUUUCGUAUUGUUUAUAAAUGGGUACAACAAUAAAAGUAUUUGAUAG